GCCAAGUGGUGCAUAGACUGGCUGAGGCUCAUGGAAACAUUUUUGCUAAACGUAUAGAAGUUGUUUACCUGUUUAAACAACUUCAUUUGAAAUUCAAUAAACAAUUUGUUCAUUCAGUGUCACUGUUGAAACUCUAAAUCACGUUUAAUAUACCCAGCAUUAGAUAAGUUUGUAAGAUAACGAUGUAUAUAGAUAUGUCUUCCGUUUAUAUGUUAACUGUACUUUGUUACUUGUUAAAUCUUUCCGGUGGAUACUCUCUUAAAUAUAAGGAUUACCAAAAUUUAGCGACAGAUCUAAAUCACUUGUUGAGUAGUCAUGCUGUACAGACAGACAGAAACAUUUGUUGUGCUAAUGGACAGUGGGAAGCAAACGCUUUCUUAGACUAUGGUGCUGUGUUAUCUAUUCCUGAAGCAACUUCGUUCUUUCAUUACAACGGCACUGGACGAAUUGCUUUUGAUGAUGUGAACAAGAAGUCCUUUAUAAGUUUUAACAUAACGGCAUUUUCCCCUCAAGUUCCAGUCUAUUCUCAUUUUACAACAACAACAAUUAAAGACUUUGCUAAGGGGAUAAUGUACGAAAUUGAUGAUGAUGGUCAUUGUAUGAAAGACAGCAUUUCUCGGGAUAUGCAGUUAGUCUGCGUUCCAGGAAAUGUUACGUCCCUGUCAGUGGGUGGGGUAGGAACCGAGGUUGUUUCAACAUACCAGUUUUCAGCACCAAGCCCUGGAUCAGUACGAACUAUAACAGCAUCAGUUCUUAAAAAUGGUAUUCAAUGCGUUCCAGUGACGUUGUCACAGUCCGUGUAUGCCGAGAAUGAUGUUUCCCACGGUACAGUUUUUAGUCUUGAUAUAAUGGACGUCACGUUUGGAAUUAAAGAUCCAUCGAUAUUUGUUCUUCCAAAGUCUUGUGACAAUCAACAUUAAAUUACAUUGUCGGAAACCUUUCAACAAGCCUUGUUCUGUAUUAGAACAUUAUAGUGGCGUAUACAUUGCUAUUUGUUUCCUGCUUGUAUCAUGAAUAUAUUUAAAUACUUUGACAGAAGACACAUUGAUUUCCUCAUUUGAACCGCCUCUUAAAUGCACUACUGUUUUCACAAUGUACCCAUAUCAAAUACCUUGCGCAAUAUGUUGAUCUUGUAAUGGUUGAUAUUUACGAACUACUUCUGUUGACGACAUGAAAUCAUAAAAAGUAUUUUAAUAUUUUUAUUCAUAUCGUAUAUGUUAUAAUGACUCCUACUUCCGUAUAUACGAAGCCGCUGCAUACGAUUUCUGUGUUGAUAAAUCGUAAGUACUGGUUGAAAUACGAACAGAAGACUUUGUGGUUGUUUCGUAUAUCUGAAAAUAUUUAUCACAAUAUCUUUACAUGAACCUUAACCUUAAUCUGGAUAAAUGAUUGACACAUGAUAUAUAGAAGUUGCUUAAUCUAGAUCAUGUAAAUUUGAUAUCUCACUAUAACCUCAUUGUUGAGGUUAGUUCAAGUACUAAAGCUACAAUACAUAACCAACAUGUCUGUUGCUUUGAUACUUAUCUUGUCUGGUGUAUUGGUACAAGCUUCUCUUGGAUAUUACGUUAAACUUGACGACGGACGUUGGAACCAUGCAACAUUUCACGCAAACCUGAAACACUUGUUCCAUGAAAGUUCCGCAGCCUCGACAGAAAAUAUCUGCUGUGCGAACGGUCAAUGGGAAGCGAAUGCCUACGUAAAUGCUGUUACUAAACUGACGAUAGAAAAUGUAACGAUGAUUGUUUACUACAACGGAACAGGAAAAAUUGCUUUUGAUGAAGUGGAUAAAAAAUCCUACAUCAGUUUCAAUGUAACGGAAUCCGCACCUGGUACUCCUAAACAGUAUCAUAAGAAAUCAACGGCUAUCAAGGAUUAUGCGACGGGAAUAACAUAUGAAAUUGAUGACGGAGAUUGUUUUCAACAAGCAAACUCUGAGGGUAUGCAAAUAGUCUGUGUUCCAGAAAAUGCAAAACAGAUCUCAAAAGGUUCGUUUGGGAGUACAGACGUUACAACAUUUCAGUUUUCAACAAGUCAACCACCACUGGAAAUAGUAACUACACCGACAGUACGGCAAAAUGGUACUUACUGCGACACAAUUAUGUUUUCCUAUGCCUUAUUCUCAGAUGAUGGAGUUCAAGAAUUCGUGUAUGACAUCGAAGUUAUAGAUAUAACUCGAGGAAUUCAAGAUCCUUCUAUCUUUGUGCCACCGAAAUCAUGCGGCUAAGCUUCGUGUCUUUCUACAAAUGACAAUAAAAAGAUGAUCUAGAAAUACAUCACAUGUAUAUUAUUGAUUUUACAACAAGGUUGUCAUAAUAAUGCUUACAAUUGUAACAAACAGUUAUUUUAAGACUUGAAACAGACAGUAACUGAAACUAUUAUAUGGACAAAACAUGAUAGUAGACCAUGUUAGACAUGUGUCGCAUUAUACUGUAUACAACAGACAAGGUGUUUGUAUUGCCAUAUAGAACUAACAGAGACACACAUAUUAGGAUAUAAUUUAUCCCGUGAUUUCAGACUUAUACAACCUUCUUUUGUUGUCAAAGAUACAAUAAGAUGUUCUUUAUUGAGACAUUUCUGUAUUUGUUUUUGUUCAUCUAUUCCUAGUUUAACUAUUAUGCGUGAGGAAGAAUUCUGAAGUAAAUACUAGCAAAUGGAGAGUAAAUAAAAUACUGACACCUACAUUAACUGAAUAGGAAAAUCCAUUUUGAAAAUAAUAUACACUUGGAUUAAUCUAAUUAUUCCUUGUUUCACAUAACUCGAACUUCAAAGAAAUGUAUAUCAACGUGUCAUAUAAACUAUGUCUUAGUUCCAGCAUAAUGACAUUUAAUUAAAGCUUACCUUUAUUUGAACCCCAAAUUUUCACAAUCUCGGUUCAUUGCACGUCCAUUUCCACGUAAUAAUUCUGUAGUUACAAAAGCAAUAUUCUUUUGACUUUGAAUCUUACUGCGACAGUUUUGUUCUAAAGUCUAUGGAAAACUUCGUUAAUUGUUUGUUCAACUGACAGUUCCAGAAGAAUUACAAAAGAGUUAUUAAGUUAACAAGUUAACAAUUAUGCAGAAGAAGUUUUCGAUAAUAUCCAACCCUCCAAAUUUCAAGAGAUUUUAAAAACUCAGCAUGUUAUUCAUGUUUUGGCUCAAACAUUUCACAAUGUCUAUCGCCAUACUGCAAUCGUCGCAACGUUUCCUAUUUGAUAGUGUAGCGACUCCUC
This is a messenger RNA of Mercenaria mercenaria, 3208 nucleotides long. RefSeq lists its product as uncharacterized. Gene Ontology annotation, biological process: cell-matrix adhesion. Lineage: Eukaryota; Metazoa; Mollusca; Bivalvia; Venerida; Veneridae. The record is from RefSeq and is a predicted model, not a curated record. Gene Ontology annotation, cellular component: lysosome; extracellular region. The coding region runs from base 183 to 920 and encodes 245 amino acids. The transcript is spliced from 7 exons. Gene Ontology annotation, molecular function: calcium ion binding.